Molecule: messenger RNA, 1413 nt
Organism: Cladocopium goreaui
Lineage: Eukaryota; Dinophyceae; Suessiales; Symbiodiniaceae
Source: the annotation of a GenBank genome assembly
AUGGCGACGGGGACGACCUGUGCUCUUAUUCUCGUGGUGUCCACCUUUGCAUUUGCCGCCGGACUCCAUGGUGAGACGCAGGAUCUACCUGGGGAUGAGUGCAACGAGCCGGGCUGCUCACAGAAUGCCAUGCAGCUGAGGGUGUUGAAGAGAUACACUGAGACUGCAACGAAUGACUGCCAAGACUUGCAAGAUAUUACUGAAGGUGUUUGCAAGCAAGAGGUUGCGUGGGCAAGGGAAACUGGAAUCCAGCAACAUCCUGAAUGGUACCCAGGACUUUCAGCCCAGUCUAGUCCGUUAGACUUUCAGUGCAAGGUCUUCCAGGCCAGCCAGUCCAAGUGUCCGAGACCUUGUGGUGUUGCUUGCACUCCGCCAACUCCACCGCCAAAAGCCGCACCAACUUGUGCUGGGGUGGUGUCAGAGAAGUGUUUGUGCGUCUUCGACAUCGACCGGACCCUGACCUCCAAGCAGGGGAUGCAGGACAAGUGCCCAGGUUCCAAGGAUAGCGAUGGCAUUAAGGAUACCGCCUAUGGAGGUGGUGAUUUGGUACUGUCACAGCUGGCAGCCUCUGGACUUUCCAAAACUUUCUGCUCCAAAUGUUACGUGGGCAUUGUCUCGCACGGUGAUGGUAGCGGUCCACUGUCGACCGAAAGGAAAGAGUUGUUGGAGGCGCUGAAGACAGAUGCUAUGGAACACCUGGUUUUGAGAGCGUGGAACGCUGCCUGGAGCGAUAUGAAGUUGAUGACACCAUUUUACGUUGCUUACCCAGAUGCUUUGAAGCAAGAGGCUGUUCUGAAAAUUUUAGACUGGUAUGCAUCCCAAGAGGUUUGCAUUCAGCGAGAAAAUACCUAUUUCUUUGAUGACAAGGAUGAGAAUAUUCUCCCUUUUAGAGGCACCGGCAUGAAUGCCCAACAGAUUUCCUGCCAAUCCAGAGAUCCAAUCCUGGGAUGGGGCGACGUUGGUCUUUGUGGGGCUACGCAGGGGGAGCUUAAAGCCGACAAGGGAGUGAGUGUUUGCAAGAUCGAUUGCGGAUGGUCUGAAUGGUCAGCUUGGAGUGGCUGCUCAGCAAGCUGCGGAGGAGGGCAGAGGUCUCGAAAUCGCGGAGUCAUCAUCAAGCCCAGAAACGGUGGAAAGGCAUGCGGCAAUGGCAAUGAGAUGGAGGCAUGCAAUCCGGAGGCCUGUCCAACCACCACGACUACCACGACUACCACCACCACAACCACAACGACCACAGCAUCCACAUCCUCAACGGCCUCAACGGCCUCAACGGUUCAGGGGGAUCCUGCAGCAGAGGCCCCUGAGCUGGAAUCUCCUGCGGAUGAAAUUGCGGAUGCCCAACCAGCCCCCAAGCUGGAAUCUCCUCCAGAAGAAGCUGCAGAUGCUCAACCAGCACUUGGAGUGUCCCGGGGUUGA